CGCGCGAGAAAACUCCGCACGAUAAUUGAAAGGAAAGAAAAAUGAGCAGGAACGCGAUCUCAAUAAAGUAAACUCUCUUUUUUUUUUUUUUGGUGCUUCUUUCCAACAGUAUGCACGUCAAACUUCUUGGUCCAGGGCUGUCCUUGAAGGACGCUACACUACAAGUCGAACCGCAAAUGACGGUCCGCAAGUUCCGUCAGCUUGUCGCCACCAUGCUGGAACUACCCACCAACGGUUUUCGAAUGAUCGCUCUAGGCAAGAUUCUAGAAGAUUUUUGCGCUGAUAAAUCACCUGCCACUUUGUUUGUCACCUAUCGCAUAAAGAACAACACUUCCGUAUUGAUUCACAAGAUCAGACGCGAGGAUGCGCCAUCAACCCCAUCAGAAGAAGCCGCUAACACGAAAGCAAAUGCAGACCAACUGCAAGAUGUCGAAACGAAUGAUGUAUCUACACAAACCCCCAUGGGUCCUAACGACGAUUACCAAUGUCGUACCUGUCACAACAACCCGCGCACAACCAAAUGCCGUGAAUGUGGUUGUCAAAAGUGUCUCAAAAAGUCAGGAAAUCCAUUGAUUUGCGAUGAAUGCGAUAUGUACUGGCAUAUAGAAUGCGCAGGUCUCGAUGCUGAGCCUACAGACGAUUAUUGGUAUUGUCCCAACUGCAAAAAUCAGGAUGUCGACGUGAUCGUUGGGUCCGGUAAAGGGGUCAAUAUGAGAAAUUCCAAGUCGGCUAAAAAACCUGCUGCUAUUCAAACCAAAGCUUGGGGCGGUGGCAUAUCGUGCUCGGGCAGGGACAGGGAAUGUGUUAUAGUUCCUAGCACACACGUAGGCGCCAUUCCUGGCAUUUAUUGUGGUCAACAAUGGGAGUAUAGAUUAAAGUGCAGUGAAUGGGGUGUACACAGACCACCUGUAGGCGGGAUUUCCGGUUCCACGGCUACCGGUGCUGUAUCUGUUGUCCUAUCCCAAGGCUACGCUGACGAUAAGGAUUAUGGCGACGAGUUUUUAUAUACUGGCAGUGGCGGCCGAAAUCUGGAAGGCAACAAGAGAAUGGGAAAGCAUGCUUCGGAUCAGGAAUUAACACGGUUUAAUCUCAGUCUCGCCAUGACCUGUGCUGCCCCGGUCGAUGCAAAGAAUGGUGCGGAAGCAGCCAAUUGGAAAGAAAGUCGUGCUAUUCGUGUAUGCCGCACCAAAAAACUGGCCGUCUAUCAUCCCGAAUACGCUCCGUCCGAUGGCGUACGCUACGAUGGAGUAUACAAAAUCGUGAAAUACUGGCCCGAAAAAGGUGAAAGUGGUUAUCGUGUAUGGCGAUUUCUGUUCCGGCGAGAUGAUCCAUCGCCUGCCCCCUGGACGGAAGAAGGCAAACGGUCCAUUGAACAGGCCGGUUUGCGUACCAUUAUGGCCGACCCUCAAAAAACCGAAAAUAAAAAACGCUAUCGAAUUCCAUCGCACAUCUCCAAGCUGAUGGAUCAAGAUGCGGAUGAUAAACGUAUCUGGGACGAAGUCAAAAACAUGGUAUUCUGGUCGGAAUACGAGUUUAUUCAUCAUGUCUUUGCCAAUGCUAUUGUUUGUCCGAGUGGCACAUGCGCUAUACCCAUCGUUGAUCCGGUGACUACACCUUGCGGUCAUAUAUGCUGCAAACAUUGUCUCAAACACAACGAAUCCUUUACUUGCAGCACGUGCCGCAGUGAUAUUUCCGAAUUGAGAGGCAAGAAAAAGCUGGUGAACGACGAUCUUGUGGCUGUAUUGAAAGCAUGCAACUGGGCGUAUGGCGUCAAUACAUCGUCCCCUCUACCCAAGGUAUCCAAGACAACCUCGGCCAAAAAGAAGGUAGUAGACGAUAGUCAUGACAAUCUGUUGUUGCCACCGGACUCUCCGAUACCAACCGCCGAAAAACGGGCUCGUUCGACAAAAUCGUGGUCAUUGAGAAAAAGAACGCGUUCUUGAAUAAUGUGUCCCAACUAUUCACUCUGUCAGAAUCUAUCAGUUUGCGAUAUUCAGUUUUUUUCCCCCGCUUCCUUCCUCCGUUUUAUCUGCAAUGUAUAUAACUCGAAAGAGUGCCUCCAUCUAAAAUUAACUAACACUUGGCACGGUUUAACAGCAUCGGGUCAAGAUGCGUUUUUAUAACAUUAUAAAGAUACACAAAAAUAGAAAUUAAAAAGAAAGUAGGUGAUUCACCUAAGCACAUCAUAGAAGUACAGUUUAAUUAAAAAAAUCUGGAUAAAAAAAUUUUACAAAUCAAAAAAGAGACCAGGUAAUGUUGUUAAAGUUAAUCAAAUAAGAGAGGAAACCAAAGGACAAAGAC
Radiomyces spectabilis is the source of this 2301-nucleotide messenger RNA. Its product is annotated as PUA-like domain-containing protein. The coding region runs from base 111 to 1943 and encodes 610 amino acids. The transcript is spliced from 8 exons. The record is from RefSeq and is a predicted model, not a curated record. Gene Ontology annotation, molecular function: ubiquitin protein ligase activity; protein binding. Gene Ontology annotation, biological process: negative regulation of gene expression via chromosomal CpG island methylation; protein ubiquitination. NCBI's taxonomy places the organism in Eukaryota, Fungi, Mucoromycota, Mucoromycetes, Mucorales, Radiomycetaceae.